AUGUCUCUCCUCCACAAUGAAGACUUUACCAUUUGGCAAUUGCGCUCCUCUUACCUAUCCACAAUCAAAGAUGGAAUCGGAGACCGUUUGAUCAAUGUGAACAACUCCGUCCUCAACACACCAGGAUUCCGUGCUGCAGGGUGGUCAACCGUUAACACAAAUAACAACUCCUCCAACGCCGCCCAUGUGAAGCGUACCUAUUCCCCACCGAUUCCGACUACAGCCGCAGUCUCCUCAGAAUAUUACCGACUAGCAGUACGCGAUGCGAACGCCGCAAGGAUUGCACGAGAUGAACUACAGGGCCUCGGCCUCGAGGACGGCGAGGACGACGAAGGGGGCAUGGUUACUGGAAAAGGAAAAAUGGAUUCUACUGGACCACGGCUCCAUGGACGUCCUGGAAAGAAAAAGAGUCGACGAGACCAUCACCAACAAAAUCAAAGACAGUUAGACGUGGACGACGAUAGCAGUGAUUUGAGUGAUGAUAGCGAAGAUGACGGAGAGCAAGAGCACAGGUCGGUUGAUCAAAUCGACUUUUCCAAAAAGCCCAUUCGCCGGGACCGAGCCGAUUCAUCGCCAAUUCGUUCAACAGAGCCCCGCGAGCGACCAGAAGUGAUGAUCACUUCGCCCUCUCUACAGAACGUUGCGAGCGAGCAAAGAAGAGGAUCAUUGGGGACCAGUAUGUCGGGCAGAGUCCAGCGGCCACGACGAGACACCACAACCAGCAGUGACCUAUCGACGGAUAACGAAGUUGAGUCCCAAGUGUACUCGACGGGACAGGUGCAAUUUUCUGUCAAUGAUCAAAUCACUGAGCGCUCUCGUCGGCGACGUGAGAGGACUGGCAGUCGAGGAGCAGAUAGCAUAGCCCUCGAAGACUUACAGGAGCAGGAUGAAGACGAAGACUCAGGCGCCGAAUCUGUUAGUUCGGCGCUUUCCUCUGAAUUCGCUGCUACAGCUGGGUCUGGCUCACUGCUUCUGGCUCAGAUGGGCCUUCCGGGCACUUUGGAUGCAUCCUCGCCUAUGGUAUUGAUGCACAAGUUACCGAGUGGAACCGGCCCCCAGCACUCUUCUCCCCGUAAACCAAAGACUGCACCAGCACUGGAGCUACAUGAUCUACCUCCUCCUCGUGCACCUCGUCCUGUCAGCACAAUACAGCCGGUUAGCUUGCUGACUCGACAGCUGAAGUCUCGCAAACGAGCACCAAGCAACCCAGUGGAGAAAUUCAUGGUGCUGUCUGGAACAGGCCUGGGAGAUCCGCUGUACCUGAAGAUCUUCGUUCCCUUUUCGUCAGAUCCAGAGGAUGCAUUGGAUCUAGCGCUUACUCGCGAAUCUAAAAUUGCAGAACAGCCUGCACCAGUCACUGUUGCCGAAACGAUUGGCCUUGCACUUUGGAAAUACUCAGAAGAUGCCCGAGACCCCGGUUUGGAACGCGAGAAGUUGACCGUCAACCGGUGGACACUGCGUAUGGUUGAUGAUGGUGAGGUCGAGUAUGAUUUCCCAGCCCUUGGCAGGACGCUCCCGAUGACCGACUUCACUUCAAACAAUAAUCAGGCAGCGAAGGGACGAGGCCGUUCACGGGGAAAGCCCUACGAUGAAUUUGCACUAGUGGAAGCCUCACAGUCCGAAUUUGAGGACAACGAGAGGCUCUAUCCUCAGUACGGCCAAAGUCAGGGGUCUGAUGAAGGAGAGGCACCGACUAACCUCGCGGUUCCCGGUGCUCCUCAACCAUCACUCCAGGUUAAGACCUCAGCAGGCCGCCAUAACCCGAUUUUGGGACAACCGUUCUCGUCCGCUCUCAAUGACAAUACACUCACCCCAGCCGAUCGACCUGCGGUGCCUAUAUCGCAUGCAACUCCUCGACUUGGUGUCUCUAAGACCUUGAAGAUUCGCUUUCUGAAUCUCGAAGGCUCUGCACAUGUGAUGACACUUAGUACCUCCACUGACAGCUACAUCGCGGAGAUUCUGGACUCCGUAUGCAAGCGUUGGGGACUUGACAAGGGCAACUACUUGCUCAAGGUGAUGGGAUCUAAUACCAUUGCGCCUCUUGAUCGUACAGUGGAGGCACUGGGUAAUAUUACAGAGCUAGACCUCGUGCGUCGGCGUUUCGGAGCAGGGCCACUAUCCCUUAGUGGCUCUCCUGGUAGCAUAUCACCGAAUGCACCUUUGAUGGUAGAUGGCGGCAGCACAGCAGCAGUGGACAAGGGAAAGAAAAGCAAGAAGGCUCAUCAACGCGUUCUGCCUUCAUCGACACAGAAACAAGAUCUCAUUGGGGGUUAUUAUCGCCGCUAUCAUGUCUUCCGCAAACAACCUAUGUCUUUUACAGCCUCGAAUCAUCGCAUCCUCACCUUUGACAAUGACUACAUGCAUAUUGUGCCCGGCGAGACCAAGACGGCCUCUGAUACCAAAUCUCGUUCUAUCAACUUCAACGAUGUGGUGGGAUGCAAGGUCAGUCGACGCCAUCCGAAGAGCUUCCGGGUGGUGGUUUUGCGUGGCAAUGAAGCCAAUGAGCAAAAGCGAUACGACUUUGAAGCGCGGAAUGCAUUAGAGGCAGUUGAGAUUGUUGAUGAGAUCAAGAAGAACAUGGCACAUUAUCGUAUUUGA
Molecule: messenger RNA, 2598 nt
Organism: Penicillium taxi
Lineage: Eukaryota; Fungi; Ascomycota; Eurotiomycetes; Eurotiales; Aspergillaceae
Product: Sin1 family protein
Exons: 3
Coding region: 1-2598 (865 amino acids)
Biological process (GO): TORC2 signaling
Cellular component (GO): TORC2 complex; plasma membrane; cytoplasm
Molecular function (GO): phosphatidylinositol-4,5-bisphosphate binding
Source: RefSeq, a predicted model, not a curated record